ACCAUAAAUAAAUUGUUUUUUUAACACCGAUUUGGUAAAAGAAAUCGCCGGAGAGGGGGGCGGCGAGGGCAUUUACAGAUACAUCAUUCCAUUCAAUCCAAUUUCAAUGUGAUUUGCCUUUGCCGGAGGAAAAAACAUGUGGGAAUCGAUCUGUUUAACGUUGGCAGCUACUGCCGGUAACAACAUCGGCAAAGUUCUGCAGAAGAAGGGCACCGUCAUCCUCCCUCCUCUCUCUUUCAAGCUCAAGGUGAUUCGAGCAUAUGCAGUUAAUAAGGCUUGGGCGAUUGGUUUUCUGAUGGAUAUUUUUGGUGCCAUUUUGAUGUUAAAGGCAUUAUCUCUAGCUCCUGUAUCUGUUAUACAACCAGUUUCUGGCUGUGGACUCGCCAUUCUUUCUAUCUUUUCCCACUUUUAUCUGAAGGAAGUCAUGAAUCCUAUUGACUGGAUAGGAAUUACUUUGGCUGGUAUUGGCACCAUAGGAGUUGGAGCUGGUGGAGAGGAGCAAGAGGCUUCUGUAAUAUCUAUUUUACAGUUACCAUGGCUGGCAUUUUCUGUCGUAAUCUUGUUUGUACUGCUAAAUGGGUGGCUUCGUAUCUGCAGGCAUCAACGGAGAGAGCAGGAAAUGAUGGAGUAUGAAGUUGUUGAAGAAAUUAUAUAUGGCUUGGAAUCAGGGAUUUUGUUUGGCAUGGCGUCAGUAAUAUCAAAAAUGGGUUUCAUCUUGGUGGAGCAGGGUUCUUCUAGGUUGUGGAUUCCUAUAUGUAUAUCACUCAGUAUAUGCUGUAGUGGCACAGGAUUUUACUAUCAGACAUGGGGCCUAAAGCAUGGAAGAGCAAUAAUUGUGUCUACUUGUGCUGCUGUGGCAUCAAUUUUGACUGGUGUACUUGCUGGUAUGCUUGCUUUGGGAGAACAAUUGCCUUCGGCACCAGCUGCUCGUUUUUCACUUCUACUUGGAUGGUAAUGAAGCACAACCUAAACUUUAAACUUAUGCGAUGGUAGGAAACCCUUGUUUUCAACAUAUGGCUUGAAAGCUGGGUUUUUUAUCAUCAUGCUGAAAGCUUGAAAAGCCCAGGCGCAAAAUUGAGAUAUGUAUGUCUAGGAAAGUUUGGAUUAUUGGGAUUUGGUCAUGCAACCUUGACGGUGUUCUUUUUGUUUGAGAUUGAUAGUUGUUAAAAGAGUUAGUCCAAAAUAAUGUGUUUGUUUGCUGAAUGAUAGUAGAGGCUCUCGUAGCUCUUUGAGAAUCCAAUUUCUGAAAACUUUACACUGAACCGUUAUUCACCUCAAAAUAUUUGCUGCUGCAGGCUACUUAUCUUGUUAGGUGUGAUCUUACUUGUGAGUUCAACACGACUGAUACGAUACUGUCCAUGGCCACUGCAGCGAUUAAUGUCAAGUUCUGUUGAUAAGAGUUACAGUCUCAGGCACCGUACCAAAGAUUCAAAUCCAAGCGCUGUUAUCCAUGCAGCAACAUUACAUCAUCUGAUAACAACUCCAUCUAAGGAAAAGGCUUGAAUUGGGAAAACAUCUGGAGGCUCCACAUGGAAUAGAAGCAAUUUCUGAUUUAAAUCAGGCCUUUCUGAAGGGUGAGAUGCUGUACAGUAGCGGUGUUUGGAGGGCAUGAGAUUUUUUAGAUCAGUCCUUCAGUGGGGGUGGUUUACACAUUCAUUGUGAAAAUCUUGUGCAAGAGUAAGAUCCUUAAAAUGUGUGUCGUAGUGGAUUUUUGGUGGGUAUAAACUUAAAAUGAAGGUUAACGGGGCAAUUUCCCCAAGAUUAGGCUUUGAAAUACGAAUUAUGGGGGAAAGCUUACAUGUUCCCCUUAUAGGGCCCCUUAUACUGAUUCCAUCUCUGUAGAAGAUGUUAAGCAAACUAUUUACUGAAUUGAGUUUUGCAUUC
Molecule: messenger RNA, 1884 nt
Organism: Rubroshorea leprosula
Lineage: Eukaryota; Viridiplantae; Streptophyta; Magnoliopsida; Malvales; Dipterocarpaceae
Source: the annotation of a GenBank genome assembly